AUGAGUGAAAAACGUGGCGGCCACGAGAUGGCCUCUCUUUCUCCAAAAGAACCAAAGUUCCAAAGAGCAGACAAAGAAGUUCUCGUAUUCGAUUCAUCUACCACUGUGCCCCCGGCUCUCGAGCUUUUCAGGGCCUUUCUUUUCUCUUUGUUCGUCGUUCUUCACCUCAACUCUUGUUUCUGGCCUAUCCACCGACUAGCGGGCCGCCUCCAUCUCCAUCGAUCUCAGAAGGCCAUUGCCAGUCAAACGGCCUCCUUUUCACCAAUCUCUCCCUCUCUCCUUCUACCUUUCGAACAGUCCUCUCCUCACCCCUCCCGGACCAGCCUCAUCCUCCCUUCGCCUACAGCCAUUGCUUUUACUCCGGUCUGCAUGCAGUGA
Molecule: messenger RNA, 378 nt
Organism: Aspergillus calidoustus
Lineage: Eukaryota; Fungi; Ascomycota; Eurotiomycetes; Eurotiales; Aspergillaceae
Source: the annotation of a GenBank genome assembly